Molecule: messenger RNA, 2558 nt
Organism: Sesamum indicum (sesame)
Lineage: Eukaryota; Viridiplantae; Streptophyta; Magnoliopsida; Lamiales; Pedaliaceae
Product: protein CORTICAL MICROTUBULE DISORDERING 6
Source: RefSeq, a predicted model, not a curated record
UAUUCCUGCCUUUUAGUGGCUCUUUUCUUGUUACUUUGCUGAAAAUUCUCGUUACUUUCAUGCAUCCAUCCCUCUCCUCCUCUUCUUUUGGAUCCCACAAACCUCCCAUAUAGCCUAUUGCAUUAUUUCCGUUGGAUUUUUUUAUUGCUUUUAGACAAAUUUGAAACCCUGAUCAAGUGGAAUCUUGACAACAACACUUGGAAUUUAGAACCCAAAAUCUUUAUUUUCAUCUUCUGUUUUCCCUCGUUGGGUAUCGAUCGGUGCGCAUUCAACAACUGGAUGUAGUGGGUUGAUUUUAUAUAUUAUUUUCAAGAAACCUACCUGUACACAUGGUUAAAAUGGCUUCUUUAAAGAAUGGGGUUCUCUUGAAGCUUCUUGAGGACAUGAAAAUGGAAGACAUUGCGUUGGAUGAUGAUCCGAAGCCGGUGUUGUUGCAAAUCAGGAGCAUAAUCCCUGUACUGGAAGAAGGUGAUUUAUGGCCUAACAGAGGAUUUUUCCUCAAGGUUUCUGAUUUGUCGCAUGCAUUCUAUGUUUCCCUGACUGAUCAACAGAAUGAGAUGAUUCUUGGGAACAAAUUGAAACUCGGGCAGUUUAUAUAUGUAGAGAAAUUGGAGAAGGCAGAGCCUGCUCCAUUGAUGAAAGGGGUGACACCGGUUCCAGGCUGGCGCCCCUGUGAAGGAACUCCUGUAGAUAUUAUUCCACCACCGAAUUUGGUGAAGCUUCUUGAAGCAUCUGGGGUUGAUUCAGUUGUUGAGAAAGGUGUGAUCUUGGAGAAAAAGAUUUCAAAGCCUCAAUCCAUUUCAAGAAAGUUGAUCCGGGGCACUUCUGGUUCUGAAUCAUCUAUUAAAAGAAAUGAAAGAUUGAAGGGUGGGUAUGAGGGGAGGCGUCGCUCUUUGAGCGCCUCAAAACCUCGUCGGAGCGAAGUCAGUUUUGCGUUAAAAGCAGAAGAUUUUGAGAAAGUCAGUUCACCUGAUGAACGUAGGCUGAGCUCUGUUGAUAAUGAUAGUGAUGGAGAUAGUGUGAUAUUGUCGUCCUCAUCAGCACAAAUGGCAAAGAGAAGAAGCUGGACCGAGUCAGAAAUUAUGGGAGUCAAGGAAAUUUUUGAUUCUUCAGUAGUCAAUCAUGAAAUUAAGCUGCCACCUCGGAGCCGUAGUGCAAAUGUUUCACCUAUUCGUUCUGUUGGGUACGACAGCUCUGAUGAUAAUUCGAGUUCAACAACAACAAGAAGGGCUUCAUCAGUGGGUUCAGCAAAGAGAUUAACCAAGAAUUCCAGCAAAAGCCAAACGCCUGCAACGAAGAUCAAUAAUGUGCAGAUACCGAAUUCAUUAUGCAGUUUACACGAAAGAAAAGGGGCAGAAACUGGAAUAUCAUGGAACUCCCUUCCACCAAAUUUAGUGAAGUUUGGCAAGGAGGUCAUAAGGCAAAGAGACAUUGCUCUGUCUGCUGCUGCUGAUGCUCUCCAAGAGGCUUGUGCUUCAGAAAGAUUGCUCAGCUCCUUAAGUACAUUGUCACAGUUUCCCCUGGGCGAAGGAGAAGAUCUUCAGCCAUAUGUCGAUAAGUUUUUUGAACUUCAACACGACUUAGCUCGUACUAGAUUGAUAAUGCAGUCUCUGACAAGCAUAAGUCCACUUAGAACCCAAGAAAGCGUUUCCUGCACCACCAAUUCUGUCAAGGAAACACUGACUGUCGCCCUUGAAAGAAAGAGAAAUGCAGUUGCAUGGAUAAAAUCUGCUGUGGCUGUUGAUCUUUCCCCGUCCUCCGCUCCAAAUUUUCCCUCAACUAAUUCCAUGGAAACCACAAACAGCCUGAAGAAAACCAGCCCAUCAAGCCGUAGCAAUAAACCAAAAGGUGCUUGUAUCAUUAAAAAGGAUAGGAGCAGUGCUGAUAUCACUGUUCUACUGGCUUCUGACAAAGGAGAUUGCCAGGGUGAAUGGACUAGUGGAAGUACUCUACCUGCAGCUGCCGACUUGGCUGCGUCUCUGCAGGAUGAAUGUAGAAAGUUGUUCUUGAGUUACGUUGAAAAAUACCUCGACGAACUUGAGCAAAAAAGCUUGUCAAUGCAAUCCGACAGUCAGAUUGCAGCGAUGAUGUAUAAGGUCAAAAUGGUGAAUGACUGCCUGGAUGUGAUUGUGAACAUAGAGGGCAAUCCUCAGGAAGGAGGAAGAGGCGGUUGUGCUUACUUGGAAGACUCUGAAGCUGAAGCUUACCGGAGGGUAAGGAAUAAAAUCUAUGGGAUCCUAUUGAAGCACGUCGAGAGGACUGCCAUGGUUCUCGAACGUUUGAACGGAUCUACGUGAUUAUCAACGAAACCACAAUGCCUAGAUGUCUCUAGAUCAUGAGGUACAGUAAUUAGUUACUCGUACUCAGAGGAUGAAACGAGAUUACAACGUAAACGGAGAAUGUUAUCAACAGAUUGUGCUGGUAAUCUUCUUGGAAGAAACACAUUUCCAUUAAUCUAGGACGUCUGGUGUUGUUUAUGCUGUUGAUUCAUUACCGGGAUAUGUGAUGUACAUAGAAUGUAAGCUAUAUGAUCGUAAUACACUCAAUUACUCGCUGCG